Messenger RNA from Diutina rugosa, 858 nucleotides. RefSeq names its product lysophosphatidic acid acyltransferase. NCBI's taxonomy places the organism in Eukaryota, Fungi, Ascomycota, Pichiomycetes, Serinales, Debaryomycetaceae. The transcript has a single exon. The coding region runs from base 1 to 858 and encodes 285 amino acids. The record is from RefSeq and is a predicted model, not a curated record.
AUGGAGAAGUUUUCCAACUACCGGGACAAGGCGACCGGUAUUUCGCCGUUUAUGCCUGUUGAGCCUCCAAAGAGCUCUGUGGCGUUGUUGCCUUUACGUGUGAUCUAUUUUAUCCUGAAGUUGCCGCUAAUUUUAGCUGGGUUCUUCUUUGCGUUAGUCUCGCCUGCGAUGGGGUCAAACUUCUUGUUAUUGAUUGUUGGCGGCCUCAAUCUGUGUACCGUUUUGGUGGAUGGGGUGAAAAAACGGGCCGUGGACACAAUUUCCAAGAGUUUGCCUAAGCCUGGUGACAUUGUGUUUGCCAAUCACAUCACCCCUAUGGAUGGAUACAUUUAUCAGAUUGUCGCUAAUAGAUCAGUUUACAUUGUCAAGGCCGACCCUGAAGGAUUCCUCCACCUUUAUUCCCCAUUCAAACUUUUUUGGAACUCCUUUGAUGAAUCUUUGGAAUCGAAAGGUAAACGAGUCAAAUCCCUUGAUGAGUUGAAAGAUAGACCAAUUAUAAUUCUUAUGGAGGGGACAACAUCGAAUAAUAAAGGUCUUCUUCCAUUCAUUAAUGUCUUCUCACGCGGUGGACAUUACAAGCUCGAUGGUAAUAUCAAACUGUUGGUGAUCAAGAUUAAUCCAGGCUAUCUUACAUUGGCGUUACCGAAUAUAACGCCACUUCAAUACUGUUUCAGAUUGUUUGCGACUCUCAAUACCAAAGACAACAAUAUUAAAGCCAAAAUUCAUAAAUUCGAGCUGUAUGAUGUCAAGGCUGUUCGUGGAGCAUUCGAGGAAAAUGGCUUGCCCCUUUUGGCCAAUAAUUUGACCGUCGCCACCAAGCGCAAACUCAUUGCAGAUUACAAAGAAUCUUCAUCAUAG